AUGGAGUCCAAGCCGGAGACCUCGGCCGAAAUCCCUUGCUUCCUUGCCGCAUCCCAAAUCUUCAUGAUCCAUGGCCGCGGCGCGUACGAAGCUUGGAUGGUGCGGCGACCUGAUAAUACCCAUCUUCAACUAGUCGACUCGGACUACUACUCGUGGCCGAGUCAGGAGGCAGCUGGGAAAGUCUUGGAGUUUUUGAACCAUUACCUCAAGACUGAAGCCUGUCCUGCUCCCGAGCGAGUGGGAAUACAGAUGCGCCUCGGGAAUCAAAGGUGGAAUUGGCGCAAGGAGCCAAAUUGGCCGGUUCCAGGCACGGAAUACAUCAAAUGGCAUUUCCGUCAUGAACAAUCUCUCGCAACUACUCCACCAGCGUUGGGGUCAUCCGAUGCCAGGUUUUCCUACUCCGCACAGAAGCGCCUUACAGGCGACAACGGAGUCAGUUUCCAAUCCUUGCCCUUCGAAGAAGAUGUCGAGAUGGCAGGCCAUCUUGCAGCAACGUUGUGCAUUUCGUCGACAGCCCCGGAUGCAGACGUUGUCGUCCUUGCCUGGGCUAUUGAUGAACAUGGCCGUGCUGUUGCUUAUGGGGCAAAUAGUAAUGAGCCAGAGCCGCUGGCAAAGGGCUUCUUGCGCGUCAGUCAUCGGAAGACCAACCCAGAACAAUCCUUGCCCUGGAGACCAUGGUAUACCCACCUACAGAAUGACCUGAUGCCGCUCCAGGGACCGGGUGAUGUGGUGGAAAUCACCGUGGAAAUUAUGCCUGCUGCUCGUGUCCGUAAGGGCUGGAUCCUACGCGUGGACAUAUGCCCAUCUGAAAAUCAGCCAAACAUUCCGGAGUACAAUGGCCCUUCGAUGAGGCUCUGGUACGGUGAGACCCAUAGUCAGAGUACUCUUGAUACCCUCCAUGUGGGUGGCAAACGAACAAAAUUUAUCAUGUGCCCUGUUGUGCCACGCAGUGAGGACUACCCGGGAUGUAUAACCUAG
This is a messenger RNA of Penicillium manginii, 978 nucleotides long. RefSeq lists its product as uncharacterized. The record is from RefSeq and is a predicted model, not a curated record. Bases 1 to 978 code for a protein of 325 amino acids. Lineage: Eukaryota; Fungi; Ascomycota; Eurotiomycetes; Eurotiales; Aspergillaceae. Gene Ontology annotation, molecular function: dipeptidyl-peptidase activity. The transcript has a single exon.